AUGUACCCACAACAGUGGGACCGUAUGUCCGCUAAGCAACUCGGAAAGCCGGCAUCAAUUGCACUAUCCAUCUUACACGCAGCGAGCAUCAAGUACGGUAUCUGGCUGCUCCCCAUCGAUAUGACGGCUGCCACAUCCCAAGGCUACGAGUCCACAGAUACCAAAUUAUUACGUUUGGGACAGAUUCAAUUCAUGCAGUACGACAGUGUGCUGUAUUUACAGUCACCAGGCAUGAUCCUCGAUACGGAGCGACUUGACGAAGUCCUGCUCUCACGACCACUCCCAGGCAGGCACGAUAAGAACCGACCAGAGUCAUUCAAUAACGAAGCAUGGAUUCCAAUGCCCCUUCGCGCAGAGCGUGAUGAUCACCUGCCGCCAGUCUACUUGAUUACAGUUAACAAUGUUGGCGGUGGGCAUGUGCAAGCCCGUACACAUGUACCCAACGUUGCUCUUCCGGGUUUUGGCGGCCUUAUCACUCCACCGUGGGGGUACAAGCCUGAAAACACCGGUGAUGAAACCACCCAGCAGCCGGCUUAUGUAUAUUUUGAGAAUGAUCGCGACGGUCGAGUCAAGUGGGCCGGAAACCCACUCUUUGGAACCUGGCGAGCCCAGCAGUACGAAGUAUGUGAAGGUCUUGAUCUUGAUAACGACAUUUACCACGAGCAAUGA
This is a messenger RNA of Penicillium maclennaniae, 669 nucleotides long. RefSeq lists its product as uncharacterized. NCBI's taxonomy places the organism in Eukaryota, Fungi, Ascomycota, Eurotiomycetes, Eurotiales, Aspergillaceae. The coding region runs from base 1 to 669 and encodes 222 amino acids. The transcript has a single exon. The record is from RefSeq and is a predicted model, not a curated record.